Danio aesculapii is the source of this 6940-nucleotide messenger RNA. RefSeq names its product insulin receptor substrate 2-B (gene irs4b). Gene Ontology annotation, cellular component: cytosol; plasma membrane. Bases 279 to 3755 code for a protein of 1158 amino acids. The transcript has 2 exons. Lineage: Eukaryota; Metazoa; Chordata; Actinopteri; Cypriniformes; Danionidae. Gene Ontology annotation, molecular function: insulin receptor binding; phosphatidylinositol 3-kinase binding. The record is from RefSeq and is a predicted model, not a curated record. Gene Ontology annotation, biological process: insulin receptor signaling pathway.
GUUUGUGCUAUGCUCCGUAGUGUACACAGGGCGCGAGGAGCAGAUUGGUAGCCCGCUAGGAGGAUCUGCCGAUAAUAGAUCGGGUAAAUGUGGUCAUGUUGCAGUUGCUGGCAUUGAGCUCGAGGAGCAUUGGCUGGAAUACCUGCUUUUCACGCGGCGGCCGAGAGAAGCGCAACACCGAAAAGACUUAAGCGCGUCGCGUGAGCCUCGGUUCCCCCCCAAACAAACAUGGGGUCUCAGUCUGUAAGCCUGAGGUAAAGUCAGUUACCUCUUCUCUCAUGGCAAAUUUCGCGAACUACCAAGAAGGCAAAGCCGCUAUGUUGAUGCUGGAAACGCAACAGCGAGCUAUCGGGACUAAACCUGCAGCUGCAACGGCGAACGGCGACAGCUCAGUCGGGGAACCCCCUUCCGUGCUGGAUGUCGGCGGCGGUGGCGGCGCUGCUUUUCAUCCGCCGAGUGAACAACAACAACAGCAGCAGCAGCCGCAGCACCUGGAGUCUCCGGCGAGGAAAGUAUCUUCAUCCUCUCUUAACUCUGCUGCGGGCAACACACACGCUACCUCAGCUUCCCCUGCUGUGAACACCAGUUCCGCUGUGGUGGACGACAUUAGGAAGUGCGGCUAUCUGAGAAAGCAGAAACACGGCCACAAGAGGUUUUUCGUCUUGCGGGCGUCGAGUCAUGUGGGGCCGAGCAGACUGGAGUAUUAUGACAGCGAGAAGAAAUUUCGAAACACGCUGCGCUUGAGUUCAGCUGCAGCCGCCCCAGCCGGCGCCUCUCCCCCCAAAAGAGUGAUCUAUCUCUACCAGUGCUUCACUGUGAAUAAAAGGGCCGACUCUAAGAAUAAACAUCUUAUUGCUCUGUAUACCAAGGAUGAAUAUUUCGCCAUUGUGGCUGAAAAUGAGCAGGAGCAGGAGGAGUGGUACCAGGCGCUGAGCGAGCUCAUGAGUGAGAGGAAGAGGGGACACCUGGAAGCGGAGGACAUUGAUGAUGGAUACGGUACUGUGACCCCGGGGACCGACUUUAAGGAGGUGUGGCAGGUCAACGUUAAACCAAAGGGCUUGGGUCAGACGAAGAAUUUAACCGGUGUUUAUAGGCUCUGUCUGUCUGCCAAGAGCAUCCACCUGGUGAAGCUGAACUCUGAAACACCCUGCGUGAACUUGCAGCUGAUGAACAUCAGGCGCUGUGGCCACUCGGAGAGCUUUUUCUUUAUUGAGGUGGGCCGCUCUUCUUCUAUUGGUCCUGGGGAGGUUUGGAUGCAGGUGGACGAUUCUGUGGUGGCUCAGAACAUGCAUGAGACUAUUCUAGAGACUAUGAAGGCACUGAAAGCGUAUGCUGAGUUCAGGCCCAGAAGCAAAAGCCAGUCUUCUGGCACCAACCCGAUGGGCUUCAUCACCACACGGCGACACCUGGGUAACCUCCCGCCCAGCCAGACGGGGCUUCAGCGGCGGUCUCGGACUGAAUCUGUGGUGGGCACUCCACCAAGCAGGAAGAGUAGUGGAGCAAGUGGGUACCGAUUUCGCACAUCCAGCGAGGGAGAGAGCACAAUGAACCGCCCCUAUAGCUCGGUGACAGGUAGCCUUAUUCAUCUCAACACAGCCCGUGCUAACCUGAGCCGACAGGAAAGUAGCAGUGGGGCUGGGGCCCGCUAUAUUCGUGCCCCACCGGGCUCCACGUAUCAUGCCCGUUCAGCCUCGCUGCCGGUGUCACACUUUCCUUCGACCACCAGUCCAAUCAGUGUGUCCAGCAGCAGUGGGCAUGGCUCGGUGUCAGACACCAUCACCCGCCCCUCUAGCGCAUCAAUUUGUGGAUCCCCAAGUGAUGGAGGUUUCAACUCAUCUGACGAGUAUGGCUCGAGUCCCGGAGACUUCCGUUACUUCAGAGUACGCAGCAACACCCCUGACUCCCUGGGGAACACGCCACCCAUUCGGGAGGAGCACUGCCUUAAUGACUACAUGGCUAUGGGCUGGAAUCGUGAUGUGUUCGGGACGAGUGCAGCUGCUGAGGUGACCCGAGAUGAGAGCGCAGAUGAGGAUUCACGUCCGGGGUCUUUAAGGAGGAGGACACCCUCCUUCUCCAGGCAGGUUGGGGGUGCUAGUGCUGCUGGAGUGGCUGUUUAUCAGAAGAUGACCCAGACCACCUUCUCGCUGGACGAGGCUGUGGCUGAGAGUAGCUCUUGGAGUGGCAGUGCCCAGACUGUCUCUACCUCCUCCUCCCUCUGCUCUGACUACAGCUCCAGUUCUGAACACAGCCAGGACCGCCCCCCUAGCCUGCGGCCUGCAGAUGCAUCUAAGGAUGAUGGAUACAUGCCCAUGAUGGCAGGUGUACUGCCCUCCAGUAGUGAUGCAGACUACAUGCCUAUGCAACCAAAUAUCCUCCUCUCCGCUUCUCCAAAAGUCCAAAGUUCUGCUAUAAAUGUUCUCCAGCACAUGGACCCUCACGGCUAUAUGAUGAUGCUCCCUGGUCGGAGUGGGGCCACUGACUCCCCUGUUCUGUCCAGUCCUGACACAAGCAGACGAGCAGAGGAACGGAGAGCCCCAGACCGCACUGACAAUGCAGAAUACAUGGACAUGUCUCAGACUAGCUCCACAGCUAUUGCUCAAAAGGUUUCCACUGAGAAUUAUUAUGCCUUGACCACUCCUCCUGUCCCCAAAUCCUACAGUCCAUAUUUUUCCCUUCCUCGCUCGUAUAAAGCUCCAUCCAGAACCCAGUCUGACCAUGAUGAUUAUGUCCCCAUGAGUUCCCCAGUGGCACCAGUCUACAUGUCACCCACAGCCACCCCAGAUCGCAGCAGCAGGAGCCCACCCUCUGAAUCCUCACCUCAGCAUAAUGGCUUCACAGACCGCCGUGUUGUUCGGCCGAAUCGUCUGCCACUGGGAAGGCGCAGUUUGCAUGGCUCUGCUCGAGCAGGUGAAGUAGCAGUGCGGCCUUCCAGCCCUGGAGAAUACAUUAACGUUGAACUUGGGGAUCGGCCCACAUAUUCUGCCUGCCUGUUAUCUGCUGAAGGCUCUCCCUCAACCCCUAUUAUCAACCAAGAGCAGCGCAGGUCUCCCCUACCACAGGACUACAUGAGUGUGGAGGUGGAUGGCCUUCCACCAAAGAGUCGGUCCCCACGUCCCUCUCUAGUAGCCCCCUGGAAUCCUCCUUCAUAUAUCCGACCCUCCUCAUCGUCCCACUGCAGCGGGCUCGCAGUGGGUAAGCCUGAUGACUACACAGAAAUGUCUUUUGGGGCAGAGGAGGAAUCUAAGAGCCCCACAGCUAUGCUUGAGCGCCUGUGUGUUCUUGAGCAACAGUUUUUCCCCUUAAGCCCCCCAACUGAGCCCAAGGUUAUCCGUGCUGAUCCCCAAGGCAGGCGGAGGCACAGCUCUGAGACGUUUGUCACAUCAUCUGGAGCGUCAGAUGGAAGUGGCCCAGAUGCCAAUGGCCAAUUGCCUAGCAAUACUGGGGCUCAUCAAGUGGGCCGCAGCAAGGGUCAAAACUUUAAUUGCACUUGGAAUGACAGUGUGACAUCCAGCAGCGAGGUAACCCCAGGAACCUCCUUAGAUAGAGCCAAAUCCCCCUCUGUGAGGUCUGCAAGGACUCUACCUGUGCAACACCAGAAUGGCCUGAACUACAUAGCCCUAGACCUGAGAGAAGAUCUACGGCCUGUGAACGCUCAUGAUGAGCUUCUUCUGUCCUCCUCCAACGCUCCUCCCCCAGAGAACGGUGCCUAUGCCAGCAUAGAUUUAAUGAAAUCUGAAUCAACAUCAAAAGACUGAGGACUGUCCCAUCAAGCUCCUGCAGAGAUGCCGGUUAACAAGAGAGCCCAAGCACACAACCCUGCGGCACAACAAGAGGAUCCAGAGUUUGAUCUUAAUGGACUUUUAUGGUUCUUUUAAUUUGUUCAUGCGCUGUCUCAGAGCAGAUCCAUACGUUCUGUCUUGUAUGAGUUUAGUGCUUUAUUGUGAUUCACUGUCACAAUGUUUUAUUCGCUGCGUAAAAAGGGAGGUUCAUCUUACGAAGACAUCACAAUCCGCAAGUCUGGUCUGGGCAGGUGCAUGCUGUUUACUAGCAUCACGCCGCAUUUGUACAAAUUCUAUUUAUUUCCCAUAAAGAUUUCAGGUGCAAUUACAGAUUUUAGUGUUUAUGUUUACCGCUUGCUUAACUGAGAGAGCACUCAAUGGCACGGUACAGACUACAGAAUGGAUGUGACAAUACAGCAUUAGUGUCUUUUUAUUAUUAUAAUUUUUUUUUUUUUUUUACAAAUGUCUGUCUCCGGUUAGGUCCUCACUCAGUAUUUCAUCUUCAGUUUUGGACUGUCAAAGCCUCCUUUUAUUUGUUCUGUCGUAAGUGUCAAUGAUGUUUCAGUCUGCUUGGCUCCAGGUGUUUGUCGCAAUGUGUUCUUGGCAUGUGGCGCAGCCCAAACAUAGGCUUUUCGUAUCUCUUUCCAUAUUAAUUUUUGACCAGCAUCUCCUUGUCUUUGCCAAGAGUCCCGUAGUGGGAGAGCGAGAGGAGUGGGGUGCAGGAAAAGAGGGUCUAUUCUGGGACUCCCCUCAUGAAAUCUGCUACAGUUGCUAAAAUGCCACUAGGAUGAGCACAGAGUUGGUGAUUUAUGUCAUCCAAAUGAGUCUCAAUUAGUUCUCGAGUUACGUUUUGGUACCUACAAUAAACUAACUGUAAGGGGAACCCUUCUGCGACUUGGUGUGAACAAACAGCACAACUCGAAAGGUACAAAAGCCCAGUUUUGCCUGUAUAAAACGUUAUGCAUGCUCUUGAAAAGAUCGAAAGGUCUCAUUCAAUCAGCAACACAAAAACAUUUCAUUUUAAUGUCUCACAUUUAUAUUUAAUAUUUUAGUAUUACAAAUCCGCUGCUCUUUGUUUCACGACUCUUCUCUCAGUAUUGUGGUGUUCAUCAGGCAAGCGGUACAGUUCACCCUUCAAACUCUUUAUUAUUUUCAAAGGAGUGACAUGCACACUACUUAAUGUUAAGGCAAAUGAUACUGCUUUCCUUUUUGUUUUUAUAGUUUCUGCUUCCUGCACGUUGUUUUAAAGGGCAAAAUCAAAUGUGAAACUUGUGACGAAGAAAACGAAAUGCGAAAACAGUGUAUGGUACAGUCUUUAUUAUGCUCUUAGCGGUACAAAAGUGAACUUUGUCAUCUGGUAAAAGGACCCAUUCCUCCUGGAAUUACCAAAGCUGAGUGUUUACUAGCACAGAUUGGCUAUUACAACUCAAUGCUUUGCCUAGUGUCCCAAAACCGUAUCAAAACUCAAAUUUGCUUUAUUUUUAAUGGUACUUUAACAUUAAAAAAGGUACAGGUUACUUUCUUAGCUAAUGUUAGCAUGAUAUUUGUAGCCAAGAAAAGUUUUAAAGGAUAGUUCUCCCAAAAAAAUGGAAAUUCUCUUAUUAUUGACUCCCUCUUAACUUGUUUUAAACAUGUUUGAAUUUCCUCUGUUGAACACUAAAGAAGGCAUUUUGAAGAAACUUGUAUCUUCCAAAGUAUUCCUUUUUUUUCAUUAUUAAGGAGGUCAGCUUUCUGCAUAAUAUCUUCUUUUGUGUUCAACAAGAAAGAAACUCAAAGGGUUAUAACUACUUGAGAGUGAGUAAAUAUCGAGUACAUUUUAAUUUUUGGGUGAACUAUGCCUUUAAGAACUACACUGAAGGGUAUUCCGGUUAGACUUUUAUUUUGAUGGUCCCUAUUGCACAUUUUAUUGACACAAAGUUGCAUUGCAACUACAUGCCAAUUACUUCUCAUUUGAGUAUUAGUAGACUGUCUGCUUAAUAUCUGCUGAUACUGCUCCUUCAACAGACAUUUAAAUGACUAUAGGAAACUUUGCAAGUACAUGUCAACUUACACUGACCCCAACCUAACAGUCUACUUAUAAUCUAAUGAGAAUUAGUUGGCAUGUAGAUGCAAUGGAACUUAAAUUCAACAAAAUGCAGUAAAGGGACCGUCAAAAUAAAGACAUACCGACAUAAAGACAUUUCUGUCAUACAUAAAAGCCAAAUUUUUGAACGACACAAAUGUAUUUUGAUAUCAGCCUUUUGCUAAUGUAUAUGACCAAGCCGACAGCUUGUUGCUAUGAUUUUCAUUGAAUUGACAUCUUUAUGAUGUAAGAUUUUUAUUUGGAACUUGAUUAAAGUGAUUGCUUAGAAUAUGGAUGUGCAGUGAUAGAGCAUUACAGGGAUCGUUCAUCAAGAAAUGAAUGUUCUGUCAUCAUUUACUAUAUUGUUCCAAUUCUGAAUUCAUUUCUUUCCACUGAACACAAAAGAAAAACUGUUAACAGUAAACAUCGGCAGGGAAAGAAAGAAAUUAUGGCAGCCAAUGGUUACCAUCAACUAUUUGGUCACCCAAAUUAGUAUCAUUACUUGGUCUUAGAAAGAAACUGGUAAGCUGUGGAUCAGUGGGAGGGUGAGCAAAUGAUGACAGGAUUCACCUUUUUGUUUGAACGUUCCAUUUAUUUACAUUUUUUUCUCAUUUUCUUUGUUUUAAAAUCUCUGAUCUUUAUGGGAUGCUUUUUUAAAGGCAUUUCUUUUAUUUGGCUUCAUUUAUAAAUCAAAGAGAUAGGAAAUUCGUGCGUCCCCUUUGCCAUUCAUGUUUUGUCAGACCUCACGAGUAUGUUUUGGUACGUUUGUGUUCUGUUUGUUAUUGUUUUUAAAGUCUAAGCCUGACUGAAGGCAAAGUUCAGUUGUGCAGGUCAGUUCUUCAGAUUAAGUCUGAGAGAAAUUACAAAAAAAGGAACAUUUUUAUGAUUGUGUCCAUGUGUACAUACUGAUGCUUUGAUUUAUCUUCUUUGUUUUCCUGCAGUUGAUUGAAAUGUCCUUUUUCCUCUGGUGGGAAAAAGAGAACAAUAGCAGGCAAAUCAUUUUCAAGCAUUGCUUAGUGUUUGUAUUUAUCUCUCUUCUCUCUCUUUUUUUUUUUUUGCUUUGAAUAGAGCUAUUGCAAUAAAAAACGUUCUUGAAACA